Messenger RNA from Paralichthys olivaceus (Japanese flounder), 2434 nucleotides. It is a transcript of the gene dnaja3a, whose product is annotated as DnaJ heat shock protein family (Hsp40) member A3a. NCBI's taxonomy places the organism in Eukaryota, Metazoa, Chordata, Actinopteri, Pleuronectiformes, Paralichthyidae. The record is from RefSeq and is a predicted model, not a curated record. Gene Ontology annotation, cellular component: mitochondrion. Gene Ontology annotation, molecular function: ATP binding; heat shock protein binding; protein kinase binding. Gene Ontology annotation, biological process: mitochondrion organization; negative regulation of apoptotic process; response to heat.
UCUCUUCCGGACAUGCGCAGUAGGUACGCAGCGGCGGUCACUGGGUGAAGAAAUGAUGGCGGCCGCUCGCUGCUCCUCACGCUGGAUCACGGUGUUCGUGUCCUCUGGCCGCGGCCGGGUCGCCGGAGCCGCAGUGGGCGCCGGUCAUGGAGGAGUCCGCGGUGUUUCCUCCGUGGCUGCGGAUAAACUGUGGCGGGGAGGCGGCACGGUGUGCGGCGCUGCAGGGAAAGCGUUGACAUUGAGAGGGCUGUCAGGUCUCAAAUCGUCCCAUGCAGUUGGCACACACGACUUUCACACAAGUGCCCCUGCACGCAGCAAGCAGGACUUCUACCAGAUCCUUGGGGUUCCCCGCACAUCAUCCCAGAAAGAGAUCAAGAAAGCCUACUACCAGAUGGCCAAAAAGUACCACCCUGACACCAACAAAGAUGACCCACAAGCCAAGGAAAAAUUUGCUCAGCUGGCCGAAGCUUAUGAGAUCCUCAGUGAUGAAACAAAGAGGAAGCAGUACGACGCGUAUGGCUCAACGGGCUUUGAUGCUGGUCAGGCUGGUGGAGGGCAUCACUACUGGACUGGACAGACCAGCAGCGUGGAUCCAGAGGAGCUCUUCCGCAAGAUCUUUGGGGAAUUAUCUGGAGGACGAGGGUUUGGUGACUUCAAUGCCAUGUUCGAUCAGCCACAGGAGUACAUCAUGGAGCUGACCUUCACUCAGGCAGCAAAGGGAGUCAACAAAGAGAUAUCCGUUCAAAUCGACGCAGCCUGUCAGCGCUGUGACGGUAAGGGCCACGAACCAGGCACCAAGGUCCAGCACUGCCACCACUGCAAUGGGUCCGGCAUGGAGACGGUGAAUACAGGUCCGUUUGUGAUGCGCUCCACAUGUCGACGCUGUGGCGGCAAAGGCACAGUCAUUUCCACUCCCUGUCAUUCCUGCCGGGGGGCGGGACAGACCAAGCAGAAGCAGACUGUGACGGUUCCUGUGCCUGCAGGAGUGGAGAAUGGCCAGACAGUCAGAAUGCCAGUUGGUAAGAAGGAGAUCUUCAUCACGUUUAAGGUCCAAAAAAGUCCAGUGUUCAGGAGGGACGGUGCAGACCUCCACUCCGACCUUUAUGUCUCUGUGGCACAAGCUGUUUUGGGCGGCACGGCCAGAACCCAGGGCCUGUAUGAAACGCUCAACUUAUCAAUCCCUGCAGGAAUCCAGACAGACCAGAGGAUCCGACUUGGAGGGAAGGGAAUCGCCCGUGUCAGCGGCUACGGCUAUGGUGACCACUACGUCCAUGUCAAAAUAAAAGUACCCAAGACACUGACAGACAGACAGCGAUCUCUGCUAAUGAGCUAUGCUGAGGACGAGACAGAGGUGGAGGGGACGGUGAACGGAGUCACUAACACCACUACAGGUAAAAGAUCCUGGAAUUGAGAGACUCCACCUGCAUGUCAGCGGGCAGAGAGGAGGACCACAGUGUAAAGCAAAGACAGACGCAUCAUAGAAAAGGGGACAGAGGGUUGAGAAGCAGUGGAUGGUGGAUGAGGACUAUAAGGGUUCUGGAUGGAUCAGUAAAGACCUACCUAUCACACCCUGCAGUGGAUAAAGAAGAGAAUUACCUCCCCUUCUCAUCUGCCCGAGGUGAUCCUCCCACGAGGGGAUGAAGCAGUCACUCACCUCCCUGUCCAAUGUCCAUGGAGGCUGCUUCGAUUGCAAAGACUGUUCAGUUAUAAUGUGAGUCAGCUGAUUGCCACAAGAAAAAAAUUACGAUGGUGGUUACAGAAUCUAUGUGCACCAAAAAAAUAUGAUUGCAAAUACAAAUAUUUAAUUUUUUUUAUUUGGGAUUAAAUUGCCCCGAUGCCUUUGUCCAUCUGUGUUGUCACAUUUCUCCUUUCAUUCUCAGCACUUUCACACAUUACAGGUGGAACGUUGUCAGACUACAUGUUUACUUCUGUGUUUAAGUGUUGGACAGCGUGGUAGUGUCUCCACUGGUUAUUUUGCUCUCUCUCUCUCUCUUUCUGAUGGAGGAUUGAAAAAUGGAAAUGUUACUUUCCUGACACUUGCCCUGAUCUAUAGCUCCUCUAACUCCUGCCUCACUCGGGAGUUUUCAACUGUAAUUACAUUUAUGCAUAGACAGUUAGAGAUCAUACAACAAUGUGUUAUAUAGAAGAGAUAUACUGUACAGCUGUAAUAAAGCUAUGGUCUGGAUAAAUGCCUGUUUUCUGUUAAUCUCUUAAAAAACAAUUAGAUCUGUUAAGACAUUAUAUUAAUCAUAUUUGUACAGAUAUGGUUCAACCUCAUUCAUAUACAACACAACUAAAGUGUCUCCAAAGUCUGAGCAUUACAAACAACACUGAGAAUUGCUUUUUGCAGGGAGAUUGUCAGAUUACAUUGCUUUGCACAUGUGCACCUAAUAAACCUGUAUUUUUAUUUUUGAAUAAAUGUAAUAUUAUCCUC